UCGUCACAUCUUUAAUGCGAUAAUUCUUCUGUCAGCACAGGGACUCCCCCUGCGUCGACAUGACGAAGAGUUGGGAAACCUGCGAAUGACACUGCGAACCAUGGCAUUGGAGAGCGCAGACCUCGCCAAGUGGCUGAAACGCCAGGAGCAAGGUCAACAGACGUUCUUGUCGCCAGAAAUCCAGCGACAGAUGCAACGACAGCUGGCUCACGCUGUCCUCCGUGAAGUGUGUGCGGAGGUGGCCGAAUCUGGUGUUUACGCCAUCAUCGUGGAUGAAACCACCGACAUCACACAGCAGGAGCAGAUGUCCAUUUGUCUUCGAUACGUGACCGAGGUGUUCGAAGUGAAGGAGGUUUUCGUCGGUCUUUAUCAGACUGACGUGACUACCGGCGAGAGACUUGCACACCUCAUCCUCGAUGCGCUACAGCGACUCCAGUUGAAGGCCACUGCUCUGCGUGGGCAAUGCUACGAUGGAGCGAGCAACAUGGCGGGAGAGUUUCGCGGGGUGCAAGCGCGAGUGAAGGCAGUGGAGCCGAGAGCGGUGUACAUUCACUGCACAGCACACAGACUCAACCUGGUCGUCAAAGGUUGCCUGGACGGCAUCGAUGAGCUUCGUGACGCCAUACACGAGGCUGGUCAACUGAUCACGUUCAUCCGCGACUCGCCCAAGCGACUAUCGCACAUGGUCAGCAUGGGAUCGCAGAGCUCACUGCGUCCGCUCUGCCCGACGCGCUGGACAUGCAGUGAGUCGUCGAUCACCUCCAUCAUGAAGAACUACCAUCCACUGCGAGAGACGCUGAGGAGCGUCGCCGCCGACAAGACGGUAAAACCAGAUGUUAGGAGCAAGGCCAACGGCUUCGCCAGGUUAAUGGAAAACUUCUCGUUCUACUACGGUUUGCGACUCUCUCUGCACAUUCUGCAUAUGACUACGCCUGUCAUGCGAGCUGUGCAAGGCAAGUCAAACUCCAUCGCCAAGAACAUGGCUCUGAUUGAGAGGCUCUCCGAGGCAGUGGCGGAACAGCGAGAUCGGCACGCUGUUUUCUGGUCGGAGACGGUCGAUCUCGCAGCCGGGCUGGACAUCGACGAGCCCAAACUGAAACGCCAAGCGCGGCCACCUCGCCGGCUGGACGACGGUGCCGAACCUGCGCAUCCGACCAGCCCUGAAGAGCGGUACAGGCGCGUUUUCCUGGAGGCGAUUGACCAACUCGACCGGGCACUCCACUGUCGUUACAGCGAUAACGUCCGCUCUGACGAGCUGGUACUGGCCACUGGCGAGCGGGCCCUUAUCACCGGUGACGCAGAUGCGAUAGACCAAACAGCGGGCUUCUACCAGAUGAACGCUGACCGGCUUCGCUUGCAAGUUCAGAUGCUGCAUGACAUCUGCAAAUCUCACGGAACCUCCAUACCUCUUAAAAAUCUGCAGGAUGUCGUGAAGCAGCUCACCAGUGGAGAGGGAGAACUGCGAGCGCUGUUGGACGAAGUGGCUACGCUAACGAGGCUGCUUCUGACAGCUCCUGCCACAUCAUGCACGGCGGAGCGCAGCUUCAGUUUGCUGCGGCGUCUCAAGUCCUGGCUUCGCUCCACCCUCAGCCAAGAAAGGCUGAAUCACAGCGCAGUGCUCGCCACUUAUCCAGAGAGGGUGAUGUCACUGGACCGCACUAAACUGAUCCGAGAGUUCAUCCAGCAGUGUCCUUCCCGCCGUCACGUGUUUGGUCACUGCUAAGUGUCGCGGAUAAGAACAUCAUCUGCCAAGUUCUGCGAAAUUAGGCUCCCGGAUAUUCAAAUAUCUUAGGGCUUAGGCUGUCAGCUGCGAUGAUGCGUGUGGGCCGACUCAUCUCUGUUGCGUAGAGCUAGGGGUACAGGUCUACAGGGCCUGCUCACCUGCCAAGCCUCUUUUGCAUGUUGUUUAUGAAAACUGAUGUUUUGCAAUUUGCCAGUCUGCCGUUAUGCUUUGCUACAUUGGUAUCUUGGUUUCCUACAAAGUACC
Amphibalanus amphitrite is the source of this 1987-nucleotide messenger RNA. Its product is annotated as zinc finger MYM-type protein 1-like. Gene Ontology annotation, molecular function: protein dimerization activity. NCBI's taxonomy places the organism in Eukaryota, Metazoa, Arthropoda, Thecostraca, Balanomorpha, Balanidae. The transcript has 2 exons. The record is from RefSeq and is a predicted model, not a curated record. Bases 86 to 1723 code for a protein of 545 amino acids.